Messenger RNA from Penicillium digitatum Pd1, 885 nucleotides. NCBI's taxonomy places the organism in Eukaryota, Fungi, Ascomycota, Eurotiomycetes, Eurotiales, Aspergillaceae. The record is from RefSeq and is a predicted model, not a curated record.
AUGUCUUCGCACCCCGGCUGGACCGCCUACGAAUAUUACCCCUCAAUAGGCACAGCAGUGGUAUUCAUCAUUUCAUUUGCAAUUGUCACUUUGAUGCACACAUUUCAUAUGUUCCGCACGAGAACAUGGUUCGUCAUCCCGCUCAUGAUUGGCGGAUACUCUAUUUACCACCUCAUACCCAGAUCCAAGCAAAAUCCAGACUUCUCCAGAACUAAUUCCCCCCUCAAAAACUCAGUCGAGCUAGUUGGGUAUAUCGGCCGCGUCAUGUCAUCCAAAGAAUCGCCUAAUUGGACCAUCGGACCCUAUGUUAUGCAGAGCACAUUACUUCUCAUCGCGCCGCUAUUCGCAGCCAGUAUCCACAUGGAAUUGAGUCGGAUUAUCGUUAUAGUCAAGGGGGAGCAGUUUGCUCUGAUUCGGGUUGACUGGAUGACGAAGAUUCUCGUUACGGGUGAUCAUGUCAUCAUCAGCGGCCUCAUCGUGCAAAUCGUGCUCUUCGGCUUCUUCCUGAUUAGUGCGGUCGUUUCCCAGAAGCGCCUAGACUCUCAUUCCGAAUGUCUUGCGGUGGCUGACCAGUACCCAUGGCGCAAGCACAUGUGGGCGUUGCAGUCAUCCAUCAUCCUUGUUCUCAUUCGAUCCAUCAUCCGUGUCGUGGAGUACUCCCAGGGCACGAAUGGUUAUCUCACGGAGCAUGAGGUUUUAAUAUGUGUCUUCGAUGGAAUGUUGAUGUUAACUCUGUUGGUAGUUUUCGCUAUCAUUCACCCUAGCGAGGUGAAGUAUCUUCUUGGCAGAGGAAAAGUCGUAACCGCUAUGGGUAGGCUGAAGGUCAUGGAGUGCUCAAACGAGGCUUGGCGGAUUAGGUUCAAGAUUAGUUGUGAUGAUUUUUGA